Suillus bovinus is the source of this 1031-nucleotide messenger RNA. Its product is annotated as thioredoxin-like protein. The transcript has 6 exons. Gene Ontology annotation, cellular component: cytoplasm. Gene Ontology annotation, molecular function: thioredoxin peroxidase activity. Bases 164 to 766 code for a protein of 200 amino acids. Gene Ontology annotation, biological process: cellular response to oxidative stress; cell redox homeostasis. The record is from RefSeq and is a predicted model, not a curated record. NCBI's taxonomy places the organism in Eukaryota, Fungi, Basidiomycota, Agaricomycetes, Boletales, Suillaceae.
AGCGUGUAACGGACAUGAUGAUCUGACUGACUUUCGCAAGACGACAACCAAACAAUUGAGAAAAAUGUUGUGGAUGAUUGGGGCUGCCCAGACUUGGCACUCCCAACGUUCGUCACUACUUCAGAACAUCCUUGACUCGUCAGUUGUCCUCUGAUCAAUCGUCAUGGCUCCCCAUCCUCUUAUCAACGAGCCUGCUCCAGAGUUCUCUAUUCCCGAUGCAAACGGACACAUGUUCAAGUUUCCCCCUGAAGAACAGGGGGUGCGAGUGAAGAAGCCCAUUGCAUUGUUCUUCUACCCUGAGGCAGGAACAUACGGUUGCACUCGCGAGGCUUGUCAAUUUCGUGAUGCAUUGGUUGAGAAAGAGAUUUUCAAGCGAACUGAUGUCCAGGUGAUCGGGAUAAGUCCCGAUCCUGUGCCAAAGCAGAAGCGAUUUGUUGAGAGUCAGAACCUUACAUAUCCUGUCUUGAGCGACGAGAAGCACGUUGCAUACCAAGCUUUCCAUGUCGGCAAGGGCCUUCUCGGAUUCUCCGACGCCAGAACAACUUUUGUCAUCGACAAUAAAGGCAUAAUCAGGGACUCGUUAUCUGCAACUAUCAAUUACAACGCCCACGUCAAAUUUGUUAUUAAGGCCUUGGAAGCACUGGAGUCUCAAUCUUCUGUCGAGCCUAUCCAUGACACGGACGUCGAUGCAGCACGUUCCGAUGACCCGCCAUCAUCACCAAGUCGUGAAGAAUUGGGUCGGGCUGCAUAUGUGGUCGGUGCAUGACAACUCCGUCUCGUACUCUUAAUUUCAUUGUAUCUUGCUGUGAUAUCCAUCAUGUCGUUCGAACAACUUUUCUGGUAUCCACAUCAUUGUAUGCACAAUCCCACACCACCAGAUCUACAGCAUCUGGAUCAACCAAAGAUAAUCCUGAGCCUUCUCGAGAUUACUGAAUCCACGAAGGUUAAUGUUGAGAACUCGGGAUAAGAUGCAGUGCUAAGGGCUUGUUUAUUUUUUCUAGAAUUUUGAUCGGGAUAGCAGGAUUGGCACG